Solanum dulcamara is the source of this 2083-nucleotide messenger RNA. Its product is annotated as probable glucuronoxylan glucuronosyltransferase F8H. The transcript has 4 exons. Gene Ontology annotation, molecular function: glycosyltransferase activity. The coding region runs from base 332 to 1675 and encodes 447 amino acids. NCBI's taxonomy places the organism in Eukaryota, Viridiplantae, Streptophyta, Magnoliopsida, Solanales, Solanaceae. The record is from RefSeq and is a predicted model, not a curated record.
UCUUUAAAAUAUAUAUUAAAAGCCACCUUCGAAACCAUAAACAAUGCCGCUAUUCAUUCUGCUCCAUUUACAACACAAUGUGACCUUUCUGUAACCCUUUCUCUCUCUUUCUUUCUCCUCUCUGCAACUUCAUGACCUCCAUGAUUAUUAAUUUUUUUUUCCUUGGGAAAACAAAAGCUCAACCAAACCCCAUUACUAAAUUAGCAUUUUCUUGAAGCAUCAACAAAAUUAGGUGUUAAAUUUAUUCUUCAAGCUAAAACGAACACCUAACAAACACCAAUAACGAAACCCCCAUUUCACCUUCUUUCAAAGGGGGAGUUUUAUUAAAGAAAUGUUGGAAUCCAAAAAAUCAAGCAAAAACAGAGGUUUUUAUGUAAGAAUGAAGUUUUUAAAUAACAACAAUGGCGGAAACAAAAACAGAGGAUUCUUUUGUUAUAGAUAUUUCAAAUGGGUUCUUUGGUUUUCACUUUCUUUUUAUUUUUUUGCUUCGUUUCUCUUUAAUCAUAAGCCUAAUACUAUUUCUAAAACUACUGUUCCUCAAUAUCCUAAACCUUCACGUGCUCUCAUUGAAUACCCUGAAAAACAACACCAUCCAGAUUUGUUGAAUGGGUUGAAGAUUUACGUUUACGAUUUGCCAAGUAAAUACAACAGCGAUUGGUUAUUAAACGAAAGAUGUAGUAACCAUUUGUUUGCAUCUGAAGUGGCCAUACAUAAAGCUUUGUUAAACAGCGAUGUUCGAACAUUUGAUCCAUUUGAAGCUGAUUUUUUCUUCGUCCCUGUUUACGUUUCGUGUAAUUUCAGUACUGUUAAUGGAUUCCCUGCUAUCGGCCAUGCUCGUUCUUUAAUUUCUUCAGCUAUACAGCUCAUUUCAUCGGAAUUUCCUUUCUGGAAUCGAAGUUUAGGUUCUGAUCAUAUCUUUGUUGCUUCUCAUGAUUUUGGGUCUUGUUUUCACACAUUGGAGGAUGUGGCUAUGGCAGAUGGGAUACCGGAAUUUUUGAGAAAAUCGAUCAUAUUACAAACAUUUGGUGUUAAAUAUGAUCACCCAUGUCAAAAAGCAGAACAUAUAGUGAUUCCGCCGUAUGUUUCGCCGGAAAGUGUACGGAAAACUCUGGCUACGUCGGAUGUUAAUGGCCGGCGUGAUAUUUUUGCGUUUUUUAGGGGUAAAAUGGAAGUCCACCCCAAAAAUGUCAGCGGACGUUUUUACAGCAAGAAAGUUCGUACGGUAAUAUUACAAAAAUAUGGAAAUGAUCGGAGAUUUUACCUGAGACGUCAUCGGUUUACCGGUUACCAAUCGGAGAUUUUACGGUCAACGUUUUGUUUAUGUCCAUUAGGGUGGGCUCCAUGGAGUCCAAGGCUAGUUGAAUCAGUUAUUUUAGGUUGCAUACCGGUUAUUAUAGCUGACGGAAUUGACCUUCCGUUUUCCUCCGCCGUGCCGUGGUCGGAAAUCUCCGUCAAGGUGGCGGAGAAAGACGUCGGAAAACUGGGCACGAUUCUCGAAAAUGUGGCGGCGACAAACUUAAGCACAAUACAACAGAAGCUGUGGGACCCAAGAAUUAGAAGGGCCCUACUUUUUCAUGAUCGGACGGUGGAGGGUGAUGCGACGUGGCAGGUUUUACACGCUUUGACGAUGAGGUUUAGUAGGUCCCAUCAUAAGUCAAGGGUUUCGAGCGAGUGAGAGCGUGACACGUGUUAUGAUUCUAUAAGGUUGGAUAGAAUCUAGUGCCAGCUAAGAAAAUGUGUAAAUGUGGAAAACAGCUAUAGGCAAUGUAGUCACGAUCGAUUAUUUGAACUUUCAUCUUAUUAACGAGAAUCAUAAAAAAAAUUGAAUACCGAUAUGCUGAGCUGGUGGGAUGUGAUUUGAGGAGGAUGCGACAUGGGUUGGACAGGAGCUUGUACAUGUGAGAGGGAAUAUUAUUUUAUUAAUUGGUGUAAUGUAAUUGGGGGGAGAGAGAAAUAAGAGGAGACAGGAUGCUUAUGCUUUGCUGUACAAUUCCUUUGUUUUUUUUGUUUUCUUCUUUUUAAAUCAUUGUAGAAAUUUUACUCAAAUACAUACCUAUUUAAUUUACGGUCUAUCAAAAAUAAU